UCGCUGAACAUUUAUAAAUUGAUCAAGUAAGUGAGUGACAAAAAAAAAAAUAAAUUUGUUUUUUUAAAAUGAUAGUAUCUUUGAGCCAAUUUAUCUUUAGGCAUAUAAUAAAAAAUAUUGAAUCAACUGCAAAAUUAUCAACAAUGUCAAGUCAAAUAUCUCUAGAUGAACGUAUAUUAAAAUCAGUACGUCGUAUUGUCCCGUCAUUGGCAACAACAAAAUACAAAGGUCAAGAUGGUCGUAUUGGAAUAUUUGGUGGUAGUACAGAAUAUACAGGAGCACCAUAUUUUGCAGCAAUGAGUGCAUUUAGAACUGGUGCUGAUUUAGUACAUAUAUUUUGUUCAAAAGAUGCUGGUUCAGCAAUUAAAUCAUUUAGUCCAGAGCCAAUUGUUCAUCCAAUUCUUGAUCAUCAUGAUGCAUUGAGACAGAUAAAACCUUGGCUUGAUAGAUUUCAUGUUAUACUCAUUGGACCAGGUCUUGGUAGAGAUGAAAAAAUAUUUAAAGUUGUUGUUGAAUUAAUUAAUUUAUGUAGAGAUUUAAAAAAACCAUUAAUUAUUGAUGCUGAUGGACUAUUUUUGGUAUGUCAAAAACCAGAUUUAAUAAAAGAUUAUCCAGGUUUAAUAUUAACACCAAAUGCUAUGGAAUUUAGUAGACUUGUUAAAUCAUUUCUUGAUAGAACAGUACAACCAGCACCAGUUGUUAAAAUAUCUGAAUUAAAACAUUUAGCUGAUGCUAUUGGUAAAAAUGUUGUUAUUAUAAAUAAAGGAGCAAAAGAUGUUAUUGUUGAUGGAUUAAAAGGUACAGAUGCAAUAUCAUGUACUGUAUCUGGUUCUGGUAGACGUUGUGGUGGUCAAGGUGAUCUUUUAGCUGGUUCAUUAGCUGUAUUUUGGUGGUGGGCAAUAAGUGCUGGUCCAAGUGAAAUGGCAUUAUCAGCACCAGUAACUGCUUGUUAUGCUGCUUCAAGAUUAACAAGAGAAUGUAAUGCUGCUGCUUUUAAAGAAAAACAAAGAGGAAUGCUUACAACUGAUAUGCUUGAACAUGUUCAACCUGUAUUUGCAAGACUUUAUGAAAGCCAAUCUCCAAAAUCACCAAUUUUAAUUGGUAAAAUUCGUUCUAAAAUUAUGGAUGCAUAAAAAUUGAAUUUAAAAAUUUUAUAUUUUUUAAUAAUAUUAUUUUUGAUAUACUAUAUUAUUUAUUUAUAUUUUGAUAAUAUACUACAAUAUAUGUCGAAAAUAAAUGCUCAUUUAAUCUCAAUUUAGUAGUCUUUAAAAUUAUUUUUUUUUGAAAUAUAACAUAGCAAGAUUAAAAAACAAGAAAGAAUUUAUUUAUCAAAUCAAUUAAUCUUCAUCAAUUUGUAAAAUUAUUUUUAUUUUAUAAUAUAUUGAAUCUUUUGUAA
Molecule: messenger RNA, 1396 nt
Organism: Aphidius gifuensis
Lineage: Eukaryota; Metazoa; Arthropoda; Insecta; Hymenoptera; Braconidae
Gene: Naxd
Product: ATP-dependent (S)-NAD(P)H-hydrate dehydratase
Exons: 2
Coding region: 69-1133 (354 amino acids)
Biological process (GO): metabolite repair
Molecular function (GO): ATP-dependent NAD(P)H-hydrate dehydratase activity
Source: RefSeq, a predicted model, not a curated record